Molecule: messenger RNA, 1878 nt
Organism: Vitis riparia (riverbank grape)
Lineage: Eukaryota; Viridiplantae; Streptophyta; Magnoliopsida; Vitales; Vitaceae
Product: nuclear pore complex protein NUP50A
Exons: 2
Coding region: 208-1524 (438 amino acids)
Biological process (GO): intracellular transport
Cellular component (GO): cytoplasm; nuclear pore
Molecular function (GO): GTPase activator activity
Source: RefSeq, a predicted model, not a curated record
AUCCCUUCUACUUUUCCAUUUGUACCCUUCACCCCUUAAAACGCAGAGAAAGCCUUUACAUACCCAUUUUUUAUCUGGGGAUCGCUCCCUAACUCUCGCUCUCUCUUUCUAACCCCAGCUGUACCCUGCUUUGCUUCCAAUUUUGAAAUUACCUUUUUACCAUUUCUUCGAAAGACAGAUUUUACAUUUUAGUUUGUUAAGUUUAAAAUGGGGGAUGCUGAAAAUGCUGUUCCACCUUCAAAGAAGAGGGCUGCAGGAAGAGAACUCUCACGAGAUAACCCUGGUCUUGAUGACGAAGAGUCUCCUGAACAAGAGGGUGAGACUUUCAAGAAAGCUAGUCAUGAGGUGAUGGCAAACAGAAGAAUUGUCAAAGUUCGUCGCCAGCAAACUGCAUCAACCCCCUCUUCCAAUCCUUUUGCUGGAAUCCGGUUGGUCCCACCUACUGAACCCAUUUCAGCUCCUGCUGAAGUUUCUACCGAAGCACAAGCUGCUAGCGAGAAAACAGUUUCUCGGGACAAAGAUGAAAAAGAUGAUGAGAGCAAGGGAACUGAAAAGGAAAACGAGGAGAGCAGGGGAACUAAAAAUGAAAAAGAUGAUGAGAGCAAGGGAACUGAAAAAGAAAAAGAUGAGAAUGUGAAGCAACCAGAAAGUGAAACUGAUGAGUCAGUGGCUGAAUCUGCUGCAGAUAAGGAGAAAAGUGAUAUUAUCAAUGAGGCAUCCAAAACUGAGGGAAAUGAUGAAAAAGCAGCAGAAGAUGAAAAAACAGGGAAUGAAGGUAAGGAAGACAAAGGUGGUGAAAAUGCAGAUUCAAGUGCUGAGGCUCCCCCUUUCAGUUCUUUCCAACAGCUUUCAAGUAGCCAAAAUGCUUUCACAGGACUUGCUGGAACUGGUUUUUCCAGUUCUACAUUCUCAUUUGGGUCAAUUUCAAAAGAUGGGUCUGGAUUAGGUGGUAGUUCUGGCUCUCUCUUUGGACCAAAAGGUGACCAAUCUUCUUUUCCAACUUUUGGUUUUGGUCUCUCUAAUAAUGGAAAUUCUUCCCUUUUUGGCUCUCAAGGAGCACCCAUUAUUUCGAAGAGUGAGGGAAGCGGCUUCCCAUCUUUGCAGGAGGUUCCUGUUGAGACAGGCGAAGAGAAUGAGAAAGCAGUUUUCACAGCUGAUUCUGUUCUGUUUGAAUUUUUUGAUGGCGGCUGGAAGGAGCGUGGAAAGGGAGAACUCAAAGUGAAUGUUUCCAGAGAUGGGGUGGAAAAAGCCAGACUUGUGAUGAGAGCUAAGGGAAAUUACAGGUUGAUUUUGAAUGCUAGUCUUUACCCGGACAUGAAGCUCACAAAUAUGGAGAAGAGAGGAAUCACUUUUGCCUGCAUGAAUAGCAUUGGCGAAGGGAAAGACGGCCUUUCCACAUUUGCUUUGAAGUUCAAGGAUGCUUCUAUAGUGGAAGAGUUCAGUGUAGCGGUCACAGCGCACAAAGGUAAAACGGCUACUGUUAUGAACACACCAGAAAAUUCCCCCAAGGCUUCGGAUGAUUGAAAGGUGCUCCACAUAAAUCAACAGAGGAAAAACCAUUCCUGUCUGAGAAGUUGCCCUGGUAGCUGCCUUUUCUUUUAAUCAGGAGAGAAAAAAAUCUUGUUCAGAGUUUGGCAAUUCCUAAGCUCUUAUUUAACUGAGAGUUAGUAGAGUCCUAUCCAUUUUGUUGUUGUUUGUCUACAGUUUAGUUGCUGACAGAAUAUUCCAAACAUCUUUUUGCUAAAUCCUGGGUUCAGACUGCAGAAUUUCAGCUCUGAAGACAUGGAAUGCUUGACAUAAUAUCAUAUAGUCCCUUUUAUUGGGUUUUAUAUGGAAUUGCAGCUUGGCAUUUCAAAUAUUUGAUAGAUCUUUUUCCCU